AUUUCAUCAUUUCCACACCUCGCGGACUCCCGAUCACAAGAAUUGUCUAAAAACCACAUUAAUAUUUUAUAGUUAACGGUUCGUACGGGAGUCGGGCCUGAGAGACUGGCGAGGGAGAUCCAAUUUGCUUUCCAACGUGUCAUGCGUUCCUCUUUGCCAUAAUGGAGAAUGUUGGUGGCUGGAUGGAGCACUCUUGGACUAAAUUGAUUAUUUGUGCAUCGCAUACUCUCCGCGGAUAAUUUGCCAACUGAUGGCUAGGUCUGUAUCUGAAAAGCCUUUGUGCUUAUGCUGAGGCAAAAUGUCUCUUCAAAAGUUGGAUUCUGAAUAAAAUCGCGCCCUUCUUCUGUCCAUGGACGACCAAAAACAAAGAAAGAUGACAGCAUCGGAGGUCCUCGGGUGAUCGCGCGAUCUAAAGCCUUGAAAUCCUGAGGAUUUGAUCAGAGCGUACCGAUAGACUCUCGCAAACUCUCUUCUCGUCUCACUGUUGGCUACGCCGCCAUAUUGGCAGCGCUUCCAUAGGCCUCCAGUUCAGACUUUGACAAAAUGUUUUCAUUUUCAAUUCUGUGGAUUUUUCUUGCGGGAGCUUGGGCGAAAUAUCAGCUGCCUGUGGGAAUAGUCAUCAACGACCCUGACAUGAAGAGAGCCUACGACUUUGCCACAGCGAGGAUAAACUCCAUUAAAAAUAAUGGCAACCCAUAUCGAUGGCAUCCUGUUUUAAGUGAAAAUAGAACGGAUAUGAAUGAUAACUACAAGUUGAGCGAAACAUUGUGUAAUCUGAUGAACAAAGGCGUUGCGGCAAUUAUCGGUGCCAACAGCGCAGAGUCGUUCAACACCAUACAGUCAUUCAGCCACGCCCUCAAAGUGCCUUACAUCGUCCCAACCGCCACGAGAUCUGAGCCAUAUGACUAUUAUGGUUAUGAAGUUUCCAUGGCACCUCCUUUGAUUGAUGCAGUGAUCAAAGUUAUUGACAUUCUUUACUGGCAGAAAAUAUAUUAUGUGUACGAUUCCGACGAUGGUUUGUGGCGUCUACAAAAGUUGUAUAACCACAUCCAAGGACAGGCGUUCUCCCGGGUUUUAGACGCAUUCCGGAUCCGGGAUGUUGACAGUUCCUACGACCUGCUCCGUCACCUUGACUACAAGGACGAAGAGGACUCGCUACGUAGGAUCGUUCUUGACCUUUCCUCAACUAGUGCCUACCAGAAGAUACUUACCCAGAUCAUAGAUGUUGGAAUGAACAGAGAAAACUAUCACUAUAUACUAGCCAGUCUGACCGCCUAUGACUUGAAUAAUCGACGUUUCUUUGAUGUAUUUAAAUACGGAGGUGUAAACAUAACAGCCUUUAAAAUCAUACAAGAUAAAAGUGACGCAUACAAAAAAGCUGAGCAAUUGUGGAAAUCCAAACAAUCGAACUACCCAGACCUCUUCCCUUUAUCGACAGAAUCAGCCUUGCUGCUCGACACUGUAGAAGCUGUACAUAAAUCGUUACAAAUCGGUGCCCUCCGGACCAAGCAAGGUGGCAUGGACAGAGUGUAUUGCAGGAACCCUGGCAGGUCCAAGUCGGAGAAUGGGCCACGUGUUCUUCAACAGCUAAUACAGUAUUCAUUUACUGGAUUAACUGGAGGUGUUGGAUUCGAUAACCAGGGAAUGAGAAAUGACUUUAAAAUUGAUGUUUACGAAUUGACGCACAAGAAAGACUUUGAACAUAGACAGUCAUGGAACAGAAGGGAGCUGGAUACAAAGGACAACAUUAAUAGAACCUUAAAUACAUCAUCUAAAAACAAGACUCAAGUGGUUACCACUAUCAUGGUAUCGCCAUUUGUAAUGAAGAAAAAACUUACAAAUGGUGAGCCUCCAGUCGCCGGUAACGAGUAUGAAGGUUACUGUAUUGACCUCGUUGGCCUGGUAGCCAAACAAGCCAAUUUUGAAUUUCGUAUUGAAAUCGCCAGCGAUUAUGGAAGAAAGAAUGAGUCUACUGGUCAGUGGUCAGGCAUGGUUGGAGAACUGAUCAAUGGUACACGACAGAUUGCUGUAGCGCCAUUGACCAUCACCGAAGACAGGGAGCGCGUUGUGGACUUCUCCAAGCCUUUCAUGAACACAGGAAUCAGUAUCAUGAUCAAGAAACCCGACAAAGUAAAACCGGGCGUUUUCUCCUUCAUGGAACCGUUGGACCGAUAUGUUUGGCUCUGUAUAGCUGUUGGCUUCCUGAGUGUCAGCUUUGUACUCUUCUUUGUGGGCCGCUUCAGUCCUUUCGAAUGGACUGUGGAUGGCAAUGGGAAGAAAGAAGCCAACAACACCUUCACUAUUUCCAACACAAUGUGGUUCUCUCUGGGAGCUUUGAUGCAGCAAGGGUCUGAUAUAUCUCCAAGGUCUUUGUCUGGACGGGUGAUCGGCAGUGCCUGGUGGUUCUUCACUCUUAUCAUUAUAUCUUCCUACACAGCCAAUUUAGCAGCCUUCUUGACUAUUGAGAAGAUGUUAACACCUAUUGAUUCUGCAGAUGAUUUAGUAAAUCAGAAAGAGAUCAAAUAUGGAACAUUAAGAACUGGAACCUCGUGGGAUUUCUUUAAGGAUUCAGAAGUCCAGGUUUUCAGGCAAAUGUAUGAGACUAUGGAGGCUAAUAAAAACGAAGUUAUGCUGUCUGACGUAGAGCUUGGGGUGGCAAAAGUAAGGAAGUCGAAAGGGAAGUACGCGUUUAUGUUGGAGUCUUCGAUGAACGAUUACCACAGUCAGCAAGAACCCUGUGACACGAUGAAGGUGGGCGACAACUUGGACAACAAAGGCUACGGGAUAGCAACUCGUAUAGGAUAUCCUUUAAGAGACGAAAUCAACAUUGCUGUGCUUGAGCUCCGGGAGAUAGGAGAACUCCACAAACUAAGAAGGAAAUGGUGGUACGACAAGGGUAAAUGUGGAGACGUUGAUGGAUCAAAGGACGCUACCCAGAGCGCCCUUACGUUGAGCAAUGUAUCUGGAAUCUUCCACAUCCUCAUUGGGGGACUUGUGCUGGCAAUGAUUACGUCGGCUUUGGAAUAUUUAGCACAGAAAAAAUUAAAAGCAAAUCGUGCCAAGGAAAAUGCCAAAACACAAGCACGUACAAAUGCAAACCAAAACCCAGUGAGAAGGGAAAACUUUGAAUCCUUUAAUACUGGCGCUGCUUUUUCUCCUGAGCAGGAGAACGGAGGGGUACUGUUUCGACAAUGAUUUGCUUGAUAACAGGCAAACACAAGUACCACUUUGCACCAGCUGGGCAGCUCAUCACCUUUGAGACUCCUCCGAAAGGAAACCAGACGGAAAUCUAAUUUGAAUAUGUGACAAACUGCCAAAAUAUUCCAAUGGAGUCUCUGUUCUUUGAUGUGUGGAAAAUCUCAGAUUCUUCCAGUAACUAUCUUCUGAGGAAUUCAGUGAUAUCAAAGGGACACAUGCCCUUUCACUGAUAACUUGAUAAUAAGGAUAUUAUAUGUAUCUUCCAAUAAUAUUUUUGUGUCCAUGUGAUAUUUUAAUAUGAUGAUUGACUGUGGUAUUUCAAAAUGUAGACUUAACAUUGGUCGAUAUGACGUUGGUGUGACACAAAACGUCAACGGCAGAGAAACAUUUUCAAGAUAUCAGUGACAAGGUACAAAUGUGACAUAUGCCUUUUGUAUCGAAAAUUAUGACCAUUUGAAAAAUGUAUGGAUACUACUGGUAUUAGCACAGACUGGAUGCAGGUACUGUCCCCCAGAUCAAGUAAAUAGAUAAUAUGAAAAAAACGAGGCAUAUUUUUUGUUUCAAUGGUUGUAAAUGACAGAAAGUAAUUAUGAAAUAGAGACUUCAGAUGAGUGCUAUUCAACCACACAUUCCAUCACUGAUAAUCCAUAUCCCCAUUUGUAUAUAGUUCAUUUUGAUAAUGGUACUCAUGUUAAUCCUUCUUCAAGUGCUUAACCGUUUUGUUAUGUAACACCAUGAUAACUUCACACGUUUUGUUAAAAUACACAUUCGAUGGUUUAUUGAAAUCUCUACACGUCUCUGCAGGUGUUGUCAUGGUAACAUUCACACAAGUGCACAAAACCACUAGUAGUUGAAUUGGUUCAUUGAAAUGAAUACCCCAGUGUCGAAAUACUGUUGCAACAUCUAUCGCACGUUCAUAGAUAUAUGCUGGGAUGUUUUAGGUAGCAUUAAGUGCUUGUGUUGAACACAAUCAUAUAACAAUGGCUUGUACGGCAACUAUUCAAUCAAGAACAUUCUCGGAAAACCUCUUUAACUUAUUCAUAUAAAACCAAUGAUUUGCCAAUGAAUAUAAGGUUUUGUUCAAUCUUUGUAAUAAAUAUGCGACUUCUAAAGUCAUCUGAUGUA
This is a messenger RNA of Haliotis rufescens (red abalone), 4323 nucleotides long. Its product is annotated as glutamate receptor-like. Gene Ontology annotation, cellular component: plasma membrane; postsynaptic membrane. Gene Ontology annotation, molecular function: glutamate-gated receptor activity; transmitter-gated monoatomic ion channel activity involved in regulation of postsynaptic membrane potential. The coding region runs from base 544 to 3195 and encodes 883 amino acids. The transcript has 17 exons. The record is from RefSeq and is a predicted model, not a curated record. Lineage: Eukaryota; Metazoa; Mollusca; Gastropoda; Lepetellida; Haliotidae. Gene Ontology annotation, biological process: monoatomic ion transport; synaptic transmission, glutamatergic; modulation of chemical synaptic transmission.